AUGAGCACCCUCACAAAGCCGACUCGUUUUCUCACCGAUGUUGCGGAGCGCGUGAAGCCCGAGCUGAGCCGCGGCACGGAUGUGUGGACGUUUUUUAACCCCCUCGUGUUUCCCAGUGCCGUCAACCUGGGCCAAGGCUACAUGAACUGGAAGCCACCAGCCUUUAUCCUGGAUCCUCUGCUCCAAGAGAUGGAGCAUCGCACAGAACUGCACCACUACUCGCAUGCACGUGGACGUCCGCGUCUGCGCGAGGCGAUCCGCGAGCAUUAUUCGGAGAGCUACUGCAAGCCAAAAGACACUGAAGCUGUACAGCAAGGCACGGUACGUCUCGACGACCAUGGGCUGCCUGUGCGCCGUCCGGUGAGCAACAUUCCGCUCGAUAUAGAGAAAGAAAUGGUUGUUACUGCGGGCGCAAACGAGGGCAUGUAUGCAGCCAUGUGUGCGUUUAUCGAUGAGGGCGACGAGGUGGUCAUGUUCGAGCCAUUUUUCGACCAGUACGUGUGCGAAGUCUCGUACAAUGGCGGCGUGCCCGUGUACAUUCCCAUGAUCCCAGGUACUUCUGGUGGUGCCCAUGUCGACGCGAAUGACUGGUCGUUUGACUGGGACUUGCUCGAGGAAAAGUUGCAGAGCCCGCGCGUCAAGGCGCUCUUUCUCAACACGCCAUACAACCCGAUCGGCAAGGUAUGCACGCUCGCUGAGCUGCAGCGCCUCGCGCAACUAUGCAUCAAAUACGACAUUUUAGUGAUCUCUGACGAGGUCUACGAUUGCCUGACCUACGACGGCCACCAACAUAUCCGUAUCGCGAGCAUCGACGGCAUGUGGGAUCGAACACUGACCAUUGGUAGCGCUGGCAAGUCGUUUGCAUGCACAGGAUGGCGUGUCGGCUGGGUCAUUGGCGCACCGCAUCUUGUAGGGCCUACAGCCGCCGCGCAUGUGCGCAUCACCUUCACGGCAAACUCACCUGCAAGCGAAGGCGCAGCGAUCGGUUUGGAGCUCGAACCGAAGCAAGACUUUUUUCGCAAGCAGCGCGAGGAGUACGCCGCGCGCCGGCAGGAGCUCAUGGAUGCACUCGACAACCUCGGCCUGCCCUACACAGUCCCGCAUGGCUCCUACUUUGUGCUCGUCGAUGCAUCCAGUAUACACGUCCCCGAAGACUUUCCCUUCCCCGAUGCGGUGCUCAAAAAGGCACGCGACUACCAAAUCUGCUGGUUCAUUGCCAAGACCUGUGACGUGGUCGUGCUCCCUGUUACUGCAUUCUACUCUGACGAACAUGCCCACGCAGGCGAUCGCUACAUUCGCUUCACAUUCUGUAAAGACAACCAGAUCGGCGAAGCGGCGCGCCGUUUAGAAAAGUCGAUUGUGGAUGACGAGCGUCCAAAGAGGAGGAGUAUGCGUGCAGAUGGUGAGCCUAAAAGGCGAAGCUCUUCGCGCACGCCGCACGACGAUCUUGUCGCGAUGGCAGAUGAUGCGGUCGGAGUGCCGCAACGCAGCUUGAGCCGCAGUAACAGCAGGGCAGCGGCAGCCGUGCCGCAAGAAACAUCACGCAAGCGCAGCACUGCGCGCGAUGUGCGCGAUGCGGAUAAACUGAAGGAGAGAGAGGCGCGCCGCGAGCGCCGCAGGGAAGCGCGCAACGAAGAACGCAAAGCCAUGCGCCGUGGCGAGGAAAAAGCUGAGCGCAAGCAUGUAAGCAGGCAUCCUGAUGCCCCAGUGCGUCGUGUAAAACGGCCAGAGCCCGAGGAGCGCCCGCUGCGGCGCAAAGCUCCUCCGGUCGAAUCCAAGUACAUGGGCAUUCCCACGGUCACUAGCCCCGAGCCUAGCGCCCCCCUACGCGACAAUGCAAGCAAACGAAGCUUAUUUGGACUGGGCGGUAGGUCGCUGCUUCGUCGUCGCAAUGACUCUUCGAUGAGCAGCAUGACCGACGCUGAGCGUAUCAAGGAUAUGUAUGCGCAAAACCCCGAUAUGGAAAAUUCUCUCCGCAGCCAAGCCAAAGCGAAGCAGCGCGAGGUGCAGAGCAAGCUGGAUGCCGAGGAACAAGCCAUGCGCGAAAAGCUCGAGGCGAAGGAGCGCGCAAUGCGGGAAAAACAAAUGGCCAAGUCGACUUUGGAGAUGGAGAAGGCCGAGAGCAAGCUGCGUGCCGCGCAAGUCAAGGCCGAUGCAAAGAAUUCCACGGAGAAGGCCAAGCGCGAGGCGAAACAGCAGGCCAUGAUUGUUGCCGAGAAGAAACGCGAAGCUGCAGAAAUUCUGCGCCAGCAGAAAUUGGACGAAAAGGCGCGCAAGCAGCAAGAAAAGAACGUGGCGCGCGAGGCCGUUCAGCGCGACCAGGAAGCCAAAGAGACGGCCGCGAUUGCACAAGCGCGUGAGCAGGAGCGACUGCGCGAACGUGCGGAAAUGGACCGCAAGCAGCGCCGUCUCUUGGCCAUUACGCCUUUCCGCCGCAGGCAGCGCGCAGUGGACGUCGAGUUGGAGCCCGAACAGCGGCACGAGCUGCUUAAAGCGCUGGUUAUGAUGCAAAUAAACCAAGAGUUCCUCGACUUUGGCCGCCCGAACAUUUUGACCAUGUACGGCUACCCUUUUGCGAGCGACUCUAGCGAAAUACAGCGUAAGCGCCGCCUGCAGCUCCAGGUGUUUGCAAAGAAGAAGCAGCCGAGCGCUGCGAUGAGCAAAGAUAUGCUGGAUGCCUUACACGAGCCAUUGAUUUUGCGCCACAUGUACCAAGUCCAUCUGCGCACCUUUCCUUGGCUGAACAAGGCGCCGCUUUCUUUUUGGCGCAAGCGUAUUCAGCGCCUGAACGACGACUACACCCACCUCGGCCUCUCUACAUCGCGCGAGCGCGGAGAAAUGGUCCUGACACACAUGCUUUCCCUCGGCUUCACCCAAUUCCUGGGCAUGUUUUUCUCUCGUGGCUUUGGUGUGCGUGGCGCAAACGAACUGCGUGGCCCUGGCAUGGGCGAUCCCGGCACGGAGGAGUGGGGCGUCGGAAAGAAUUGGGGUGCGGGCACGGUAAAGCGCGGCUUGGACCGCCCCUACCAGCUCAAUGCGCGCGACACGAAACUCAUCGAUAGCUUCUUUGUCGGCCAAGAACGAGAAGCAUGGGUCGCUGCCGGCCGCGACGUGACUCGCAUUGAUCGUGACUGGGACGCGUUUAAAGAGACCAUUAUCGAGCGGGAGGAUGGCAUGGAAGAGCUUCUCGGCUACUUGCCGAUCAGCAAUGUGAACAAUCUGCCCGUACACCUGCAAAACACGGAGGAAUUUGUGCGCGUGCAAGUAGCGCUGAUUGCGCGCUGGCUUUUGUACGAGUCCCCCUCGGCAGACGACUUGUUCCGCUUUGUGCGCGUCAUUCACUCCCUCUUCCCCUACUGGCCAGCCAGGCAGAUCCUCAAGGUGGCCAAUGCACAGGUCAUGAUCCAAAUGUUCCUCUCCCUCUUGCUCGCCUCGCCUGCUGGCUCCAAGUCCCUGUUUCAGCGCAUCGUCGGGUUCGUGCUGAGCAAGCAGGUAAAUGUGGUCCAGCGCGAGUUCAUCGACCCCAUCCAGCGCGAGAUCAAUGAGCCGGCCCUUAUGCAAAAGGUCGACGCGUAUGUGCGCAAUCGGAGCGUGCACGAUGCAGACCGCAUGGAACAGCUCUCUAUAGACAGUGGCGACGAUAUCCUGACCGUCAUCCUGAAUGCCUACGGCGACUUGCGCCUUGACGGCGAAAUGCAGAACCACGUUUUGGACAUGCAGCGCGCGUUUGCCUGCUCGCCCUACCAAGCUGACCCUGGACUGGCCUAUCCGCCAGGAUCAACGCCUGGAAAAGACAAACCUGCAGUCCCGACGUGGGGCGCGACGGUGCCGGAUGCUGCGCGCGCGCGCAUGUUUGCUCUGCUCAAGCUGUACCUGCGUGAGAGGUUGCGCAAGCGCGACUAUGAAAAGUUUGUCGAGCUGCUGAGCACGAGCAUUGUGCCCGACAUUAUCCGCGACGGCGCACAAAUCAUCUUUUACGACAUUAUCCGCGAGGUGGCGUCUGUUGCAGACCUGAGUGCGCGCUUGGGCGACAUGCAAAACCUGAUCGACGACAUGAUCCGUGUGCGGACCAAGACGGACAACAGUGCCGAGCAGUGGGUGGAUUUGGCCCACAAACACCACGAGUUUAUCUACUUUUUCGUCCACGAGAUGGCGCCUGUAUUGGAUCCGCUCUGGAAGUGGUGCCAAACGGGCUGCGACUUCAUGUCGCUCUCUACCACCGACCCCGCCAAUCCUGCCGACCGCAAUGCAGAGAAUAUCGAGGUGAACCUCGACGAAAUGCUUUUGGACGAGCGUUUGUCUGAAAACGACGUGGACGGCAUCAUUGCCGAGGCGGAUGCCAUGGUCGAGUACGCCCGCUGGCGCAAGAUUCGAUUCGCUGUGCAGCUCCGUUCCAUCUACUUGCUGGGCAUCCAGCCUUCGGUCUCUGGCGUUUGGAAAGAAACUAUCCCUACAGAAUCCAUGCGCAAAUCCCUCCGCAGUGUGGACAACAUGAUGAUGGGGCUGCUCCAAACGGAUAAGAUGGAAUACGACGACGGCUACUUGGACAAGAUCCGCGGGUCUGAGCGCCGCGAUUUGCCGUGGGCAUUUUAUGACAAGGCAAACCCGCUGGGGCAGUCGGUGCCUGCCGAGAAGGAAUCGGAUGAGUUCCGUAUGCCGGCGAACAAGGCAGAGAUCAAGCCGCCUUCGCUCGAUUAUACGCGCAAGCUUUUGCCCAUGUUCCGUGAGCUGCUUGUGGCCAAGAUGCCGGACUGGCUCGAUCCAGAAGUGAACAGCGAGCCGAUUGCACACCCCACAACGCUGGUGAACGACUCGACCAAGAUGUUGAAGACGCAGCGGUUCGGCAUAUUCCGCCGCGGAUAA
Messenger RNA from Malassezia vespertilionis, 4863 nucleotides. RefSeq lists its product as uncharacterized. Bases 1 to 4863 code for a protein of 1620 amino acids. Gene Ontology annotation, biological process: biosynthetic process. NCBI's taxonomy places the organism in Eukaryota, Fungi, Basidiomycota, Malasseziomycetes, Malasseziales, Malasseziaceae. The record is from RefSeq and is a predicted model, not a curated record. Gene Ontology annotation, molecular function: pyridoxal phosphate binding; L-kynurenine:2-oxoglutarate transaminase activity. The transcript has 2 exons. Gene Ontology annotation, cellular component: mitochondrion; cytoplasm.